Calypte anna (Anna's hummingbird) is the source of this 1194-nucleotide messenger RNA. It is a transcript of the gene SFTPB, whose product is annotated as surfactant protein B. The record is from RefSeq and is a predicted model, not a curated record. Lineage: Eukaryota; Metazoa; Chordata; Aves; Apodiformes; Trochilidae. Bases 93 to 1112 code for a protein of 339 amino acids. The transcript has 8 exons.
UGUCCCCAGGGAGCUGGCUCUGUCCCAGCUGCCGCCACCCCCGGACGGGGCUAUAAGAGGCGGCGGGGCCGGGCCGGGCCAGCGCCACCACCAUGGCACCGCCACUGUCCCCGCUGUCCCCAGCGCUGCCGCUGCUCCUGGCCCUGCUCUGCGCCACCACAGGGCUGGGGGCUCGGGGGGGUCCCUGUGAGCUGCCCCCCCAGGAGUGGUGCCGGAGCUGGGACUCAGCGCUGCGCUGCGGGGCCCUGGGGCUCUGUGCCCGCCUGGCGUGGGCCCCCCCCGGCUCGGACAUCUGCAAGGACUGCCAGCAGGUUGUCACCCUCCUCGUCCACAUGGCCAACGAGUCGGCCACCAAGGUGGCCGUGGAGAGCUUCCUGCGGCGGGAGUGUGCGGCACUGCCCGUGCCAUCCAUGGUGACCCCGUGCCAGAACCUGGUGCACGAGUACCUGGAGCUCCUUGUCACCGACCUCCAGGAUCGUCUGAAGCCCUCGUGGGUCUGUGGCCACUUGGAUCUGUGCCCGGGGGGGGCCCCGGCCCUGCCCCCCCUGGGAGCUCUCAGCACCCGCCUGAAGGUGGCGGUGCCGAUGCCGCAGUGCUGGCUGUGCCGCACCAUGGUGUCCCGGCUGGAGGCCACGGUGCCGGUGGAGCGGGUGGCAGCGGUGGCCUCGGGGCUGUGUCACCUCCUGCCGCUGCCGCUGACCGGAGCCUGCCAGUGCCUGGCGCAGCGUUACACCGCGCUGCUGCUGGAGCGGCUGCUGGGAGUGCUGGGCCCACGCGUGCUCUGCCGCUUCCUGAGGGCGUGCGGGGAGGGGGACACCCGCGACCCCCUCCUGCUGCCGCCUCCCGAGCCGCCUCUCCGGUACGGCGGGGAAGUGGCGUCCCCUGAAGGUGACUUCGCGGAGAAGACGGCGGUGACAUCCGGAUGGCACCUCGGGGACACCUGGGAGCCACCGGCUGCUUGUGCUGGCACCCAGGAGAUGGGACAGGGCCCCCCUGCCUUGUCCCCAAAGCUGGGACCCUGUGCCCUGGGGCCCAUCUACUGGUGCUCCAGCCCAGGGGCUGCCCUGCGCUGCCAGGCCCUGCAGCACUGCCAGGAGCACAUCUGGGCCUAGAGCAGGGGGACAGCCCCCAGGAGCCUCUCCCCCGUCGUGUCCCUUGUCCCCAACCCUCAAAUAAAGCUUGGCUGUCACUCUG